This is a messenger RNA of Trifolium pratense (red clover), 2199 nucleotides long. RefSeq names its product MLO-like protein 8. The transcript has 15 exons. Gene Ontology annotation, cellular component: membrane. Gene Ontology annotation, biological process: defense response. The record is from RefSeq and is a predicted model, not a curated record. Bases 333 to 2054 code for a protein of 573 amino acids. NCBI's taxonomy places the organism in Eukaryota, Viridiplantae, Streptophyta, Magnoliopsida, Fabales, Fabaceae.
GCUAACAAAAUAAAUUCAUAUAACGAUUAUACGAUGCCAAACUUUAUCCUUUCUUUUUCAUGACAACGACCAGAAACAAAAAGUGUAAAUUUUCCAUUAUAAUUGAAACAAAAUCAUUUUUGUUCCUUCCUUUAUUUCCAAAAAAAUAAUGAGAAACAUUCUGAGCUGGAUAAGAAACAUGAGACUGUUGUUUCAUAUGCAAACAAAUGAACACACUUAACACGUUUAGAGAACCCAGAUUUGAAAGCUUGCAAUCAAAUUUAGAGAACCCAGAUUUUCUUUUUCUUUUUUGAUUUGUAGUUGGUUUAAAGUUUUGUUCUUUAUCAUCAUCUAUGUUAAAAAGGGUGUUUUUUUCUUGUGUUUGGCUCUUUUAUGGAGGUUUGUUGUCCAUGGCUGCAAGUGAUAGUAACGACAGUUCAAGACAACUUGAUCAAACACCAACAUGGGCUGUUGCUGCUGUUUGCACUGUUUUCAUCUUGAUAUCCAUAGCUCUUGAGAAGAGUCUUCACAAAUUAGGAAUGUGGUUAGGAAAAAGGCAAAAGAAGGCAUUACUUGAAGCUCUAGAGAAGGUCAAAGCUGAGUUGAUGAUAUUAGGAUUCAUUUCACUGCUAUUGACUAUAGGGCAGAAUUACAUUGUGAGAAUAUGUAUUUCUGAAAAAAUUGCAGACAAAAUGUUGCCAUGUCCACUUAAUAAUAUAAGUGAUAACAAGAAAUCAAGUAGUGUUGAAGUGAGAAAUCUUAGGAAACUUGUGUCUUAUGAACGUAGAUAUUUAGCUUCUGAUACUACCUCCUACAAAUGUAGCCGGAAGGGACAUGAACCACUUUUAUCUGUCAAUGGACUGCACCAGUUACACAUCCUCAUAUUCUUCUUAGCAGUAUUUCAUGUGUUUUACAGUGCUGUCACAAUGCUUCUUGGAAGAUUAAAGAUACGUGGAUGGAAGCAAUGGGAGGAAGAGGCUUCAACCAAUGGUUAUGACAAUGGUGCUGCAAGAUUUAGGCUCACUCAUGAAACAUCAUUUGUAAGAGCUCAUACCAGUUUUUGGACAAGGCUUUCUAUCUCUUUCUAUAUUGUCUGCUUCUUUCGACAGUUUUAUAGGUCAGUGCGUAAGGUUGAUUAUCAGACUUUGCGCAAUGGAUUUAUCAAUGUUCACCUAGCUCCUGGAAGUAAAUUUAAUUUCCAAAAGUAUAUCAAAAGAUCAUUAGAAGAUGACUUCAAAGUUGUUGUGGGAGUAAGUCCUGUCCUGUGGGCAUCAGCAGUAGUUUUCCUACUCCUAAACAUUGAUGGAUGGCGUACUCCAUUAUGGGCAUUCUUAAUUCCAAUUAUCAUAAUUUUGGCUGUCGGAACAAAACUUCAAGUGAUAUUAGCAAGAAUGGCUCUUGAAAUCGCAGAGAGACAUGCAGUUGUGCAAGGAAUGCCUCUUGUUCAAGGGUCAGACAGAUACUUUUGGUUUGGUCAACCUCAGUUUGUUCUUCAUCUUAUCCAUUUUGCUUUGUUCCAGAAUGCAUUCCAAAUAACAUAUAUAUUGUGGACAUGGUAUUCUUUUGGGCUGGAAAAUUGUUUCCGUUUGGACCUUAAACUUGCCAUUAUAAAAGUAGCUUUCGGGAUUGUGAUGCUAUGCCUCUGCAGCUACAUUACCCUUCCAUUAUAUGCUCUUGUAACACAGAUGGGUUCAAGGAUGAAAAAAUCAGUAUUUGAUGAACAAACAUCAAAGGCAUUAAAGCAAUGGCACAUGACAGUGAAAAAGAAGCAAAGAACAGUGAAGCUAGGAAAGUCCACUAUAGGAACCGUAGAUGGUAGCAGCAUUGGAUCAACAAUGCAGUCCCCUGGUCCAGCACUUCAUCGUUUCAAAACUACCGGUCACUCAACAAGAUCUUCAACAUUUGAGGAACAUGAUGAAUAUGAAUUAUCUGAUAAUGAGUUGGCAAAAACUAAUUUGAUUGUAAGAGUUGAUCAUGAUGGUGAGCAACAAGUUGAAGAUAGGCAUCAUAGUGAGGGAGAAGCCAAUAAUGAUGAGUUCACUUUUUUCAAGCAUAAUAUUAAAAGCUUAGUUUAAUGAAUUUUUUCUUACACAUUAUUUUACACAACUUAUUUAUAAUUUGACAAAUUUGUGAAUUAUAAAUGAAUGUUUGUGUAAAAUUAUUUACAUUGUUGUGUUUAAAUUAUUGAAUAGUGAUGCUAGUGCAUUUAUCAUUUGUUCA